Messenger RNA from Portunus trituberculatus (swimming crab), 4290 nucleotides. RefSeq lists its product as uncharacterized. NCBI's taxonomy places the organism in Eukaryota, Metazoa, Arthropoda, Malacostraca, Decapoda, Portunidae. The record is from RefSeq and is a predicted model, not a curated record. Gene Ontology annotation, molecular function: metal ion binding. The transcript has 21 exons. Gene Ontology annotation, biological process: superoxide metabolic process. Bases 40 to 4125 code for a protein of 1361 amino acids.
CUGGGUACAAGGAACAGUCAGCCCUUCUCCACCGACACCAUGCAUCGACACGUGCUGACGGGACUGCUGCUGCUGAUGGCGGCCUCCAGCAUGGCCAUCCCUGUGCCUGCGGAAGGAGAGCACGACCUCAACUAUGUACUGAGCAAACUGACGGCGCUGUGGGAGGAGGUGGAGAGGCUGCGGCAUGAUCUGGCGGACCAUCGACAUGGCUACCCUCCGCACGACCAGGUGACCCAGGAGGUGGAGACGCUGCAACACGAGAUGGUGGUACAUUCCAAACAAAGCCCACACGAGGGCCACAACGACCACCACGACCCUAACGCCCUCCAACACCUGGAGCACUUCCACGAGCACCACCACGACGACCACAACCACCACGAUGCCGACGACCACCAAAGCCACGACCAUGACCAUGACCACGACCACCACCAUGACGACCACCACCACGACGACCACCACCAUGACGACCACCACCACCAUGAAGACCACCACCACGACGACCACCACCAUGGUGGCCACGACAACCACAACCAUGGUAAAGGACACGACCACUCUGGCGACACCCACGACCACGAGGGGCACGACCACAGCCAGGACACCCACCAUCACGGUCACGAUCACACAGACGACACCCACGACCACGAAGGACACGACCACAGCCAGGACCACAGCGAACAUGGCGAAGGGCACGACCAUUCUGGCGACACCCACGACCACGAGGGGCACGACCACAGCAAGGACACCCACCAACACGACAACGACCACCACCACGAUCACGACCAUACAGGCGAUACGCACGAACACGAAGGACACGACCACAGCCAGGACCAUACCGAACAUGGCGAAGGGCACGACCACACAGGCGACCCUGACCACAUGCAGCUUGAACCAGUUACUACUCGUCGCACCCUGAUUACUGACCCUGAGGAUGACCGUCGCGCCGACCUUGGCUGGUCUGUCCUUAUGGCGCGGCACUCUUGGCAGAGUGGACAGUGCUCCUUCAGGGGCUUCUUUACUCCUUACCCAUCCCAACACCCACCAGGAAUUCAUGUAGCACGACCAAUUUUUCAAGGUGCUCAGGUGAGGGAGUCCUGGGAGGCGGGUGUUCAGGUGAGGGAGUCCUGGGUGGCGGGUGUUCAGGUGAGGGAGUCCUGGGUGGCGGGUGUUCAGGUGAGGGAGUCCUGGGAGGCGGGUGUUCAGGUGAGGGAGUCCUGGGUGGCGGGUGUUCAGGUGAGGGAGUCCUGGGUGGCGGGUGUUCAGGUGAGGGAGUCCUGGGAGGCAGGUGUUCAGGUGAGGGAGUCCUGGGAGGCGGGUGUUCAGGUGAGGGAGUCCUGGGUGGCGGGUGUUCAGGUGAGGGAGUCCUGGGAGGCGGGUGUUCAGGUGAGGGAGUCCUGGGAGGCGGGUGUUCAGGUGAGGGAGUCCUGGGAGGCGGGUGUUCAGGUGAGGGAGUCCUGGGUGGCGGGUGUUCAGGUGAGGGAGUCCUGGGAGGCGGGUGUUCAGGUGAGGGAGUCCUGGGAGGCGGGUGUUCAGGUGAGGGAGUCCUGGGUGGCGGGUGUUCAGGUGAGGGAGUCCUGGGUGGCGGGUGUUCAGGUGAGGGAGUCCUGGGUGGCGGGUGUUCAGGUGAGGGAGUCCUGGGUGGCGGGUGUUCAGGUGAGGGAGUCCUGGGUGGCGGGUGUUCAGGUGAGGGAGUCCUGGGUGGCGGGUGUUCAGGUGAGGGAGUCCUGGGUGGCGGGUGUUCAGGUGAGGGAGUCCUGGGUGGCGGGUGUUCAGGUGAGGGAGUCCUGGGUGGCGGGUGUUCAGGUGAGGGAGUCCUGGGUGGCGGGUGUUCAGGUGAGGGAGUCCUGGGUGGCGGGUGUUCAGGUGAGGGAGUCCUGGGUGGCGGGUGUUCAGGUGAGGGAGUCCUGGGUGGCGGGUGUUCAGGUGAGGGAGUCCUGGGUGGCGGGUGUUCAGGUGAGGGAGUCCUGGGUGGCGGGUGUUCAGGUGAGGGAGUCCUGGGUGGCGGGUGUUCAGGUGAGGGAGUCCUGGGUGGCGGGUGUUCAGGUGAGGGAGUCCUGGGAGGCGGGUGUUCAGGUGAGGGAGUCCUGGGUGGCGGGUGUUCAGGUGAGGGAGUCCUGGGUGGCGGGUGUUCAGACUCUAGUGUUGAAUACUGAGGCUUUCAAAGGGCUGGUGGCUGGUGGCUGGUGGCUGGUGGGUUGCGAGGUGGUUCUGGCCGGCGGUUACCAAGCGAGGAGCACAGUGCCUCCUGUAAAGGCCUCAGGGAUUCCCUCCCUACAAACCCGUCUGUUGUCACAUGCUGUAUGUCAAGAGUGGGGAGACACUCACAGAGGCAAAGGACAAGUGGCACUUCCGCGUCAGGCGAGGCACCAUAUCGCGACGGAGCGGAUGUGGUCAGCGAGUGGCGUGGCGUGGCGUGGCAUGGCGUGGCGUGGCGUGGCGUGGUGUUGCAGGAUGCAUCGACACGUGCUGACGGGACUGCUGCUGUUGAUGACGGCCUCCUGCAUGGCCAUCCCUGUGCCUGCGGAAGGUGACUAUGACCUCAACUAUGUACUGAGCAACCUGACGGCGCUGUGGGAGGAAGUGGCACAGCUGCGGCAUGACGUGGAGGAUCAUCGACACGGCUACCCUCCCCACAGCCAGGUGACCCAGGAGGUGGACACGCUGCAACACGAGAUGGUGGUACACGCCUACCAACGCCCACACGAGGGCCACAACGACCACCAUGACCCUAACGCCAUCCAACACCUGGAGCACUUCCACGAGCAUCACCACGACGACCACAACCACCACGAUGCCGACGACCACCAAGGCCACGAACACGGCCACGACCACAGCCACGACCACGGCCAUGACCACGAUCACGGACAUGAUCACAGCCAUGACCACGAUCACGGACAUGAUCACAGCCAUGACCACGACCACGGCCACGACCACGGCCACGAGCAUGGCCAUCACCACCACGAUGGAGACCACGACCACACUCACGACCACAAACACGAUGAUAACGCCGACAACCAGAGUGAUGAGGAUAACAGCGGAGAAGACGACGACUCAGACAACAGUGGCGAGGCACACGACCAUGAUGGACACGACCACCACCAUGGCGGCCAUGAUCACCACCACCGCCAACACGACCACCACCACCAUGGUGGCCACGAAAAUCACAACCAUGGCAAAGGACACGACCACUCUGACGACACCCACGACCACAAAAGUCACCACCACAGCAAGGACACCCACCAACACGACAGCGACCACCACCACGAUCACGACCACACAGGCGAAAUCCACGACCACGAGGGACAUGACCACAGCCAGGACCACAGUGAACAUGGCGAAGGGCACGACCAUUCUGGCGACGUGCACAGCCACGAGGGGCACGACCACAGCCAGGACACCCACCAACACGACAACGACCACCACCACCAUGACGACCACCACCACCACCACCAUGAGAAGGACGCCCAUGACACACACGGCCUCCACGAUCAUUUUGAAGGAGCUCCUCCCCCCGCCAGCCGCCCCUCUCUGGUCGGCCCCGUGCUGGCCCCUAAGCUCGGCCUGGCUCUAGCCCCGGGGAGCGAACAGGCGGCGGCAGACCAGGGGGAGGAGUGGGCGCACGCCUCCUGCAAGCUGGAGCCCAACGCUGAGCUGGCGGAUGGCACCGUGAGGGGAAAUGUCAUCAUCUCGCGGAAGAAGGACGAGUCUGGCCCUGUUUUCUUCCACCUCGACCUCCAAGGCUUCCAACCCUCGCAAGGAAGAAUACACGGGUUCCACAUCCACUCCUUCCCCAUCACUGACAACAAGUGCAGCACCGCCGGGGGACACUUUAACCCCUACGGCACCACCCACGGAGGCCCUGACAGUGACACAAGACACGUGGGCGACCUUGGUAACAUCGAGGUGGACAGCCACGGCUACCUGGAGAACCACCUCUUGACUGAUGAUCGUGUGGCACUCAGCGGGCCAGCCAACAUUGCCGCCAAAUCUAUCGUGAUACACGCCGGUGAGGACGACCUAGGGCUUGGCGGGGACAGUGGCAGCCUCACUACGGGCAAUGCUGGGGGUCGCCUCGCCUGCUGUACCAUCCACAUUCAGGCCGAGGUUUCCUACAGGUUCAAAGGAUAAGCGAAGGAUACCUGUGUGUGUUUCCUUUUGAUGUGUGAAAAAUUAUUGUUAUAUUAAGUGUCUUCCUUUCUCUCUCUCUCUCUCUCUCUCUCUCUCUCUCUCUCUCUCUCUCUCUCUCUUUAUUUUUUUGCGUGCGUUUGUUUGUAAUAAAGAUUAGUGGUGAUA